Panicum virgatum (switchgrass) is the source of this 1390-nucleotide messenger RNA. RefSeq lists its product as uncharacterized. The record is from RefSeq and is a predicted model, not a curated record. The coding region runs from base 308 to 1114 and encodes 268 amino acids. The transcript has 8 exons. Lineage: Eukaryota; Viridiplantae; Streptophyta; Magnoliopsida; Poales; Poaceae.
CUAUUCAGACCGGCCAAGGCGGUCUCGACCCAGAAGACAGACGCCGGCUGAAGAGCAUCCUGGCAUCGUGAGUAGCAGUGAGCUUGGCAGGCUAGUUACAGAUUCACCAACAUUUGAGGCGUUGUCGUUGAUUGACUCACCACCGUUAACCCCUCAAACAACUGAUGCUGAAGAGUCUGAUAAUGAGGAAGCGCCCCCUGAACAUGUAAGAUCUGGAUUUGGAUUUCGAAUUCUUGGUCCACAGACUCUUCGCUAUUCAGCCCGUCCACCCCGCCCGAAGUGGUCCGGAGGUGUACGCGGGCAGGGAAUGCUUGAGAAGCAUGCCGGUGAUGCAAACAAUAGCGAGCUUGUUCAAUCGAUUACUGAUUUGUCAAGAUCUGAGGCACUGUCAUUGACUGUCUCAUCUUUUUCAACAUCUGAGAAGCCCACAGAAGAUUCAGAUGACGAUACGGAAGAGGAGUUGCGCUUGCUUGAGGAAUACUUUGAUGCGCAUCCUCCUACCAGCAUCAGUCAAGCUUUUGAUGAACUUGAAGCUGCAAAUCAUGCUGCGCUUACUUCCCUAGCUGCCGAGUGGGGUAUUGAGCCACCACCGCCAUUAUCACCACCAAGGAGGCAAUUCCUAGCUGAUCAAGAACAACAAAAGAUGUCUACUGCAGUUGCUCAUCCUCAGCAUAGUACAGUACCCAGAAAACUAAGGCAGGAAGCUUCAGAUGAAGAAAUUGUUGAGAACGCAAAGAAAUGGAUGCGUGAUGAGGUAGCACUGGUUUUCGAAGACUACAUUGGAAGAAGAGACUAUCUCAAGAUAGUUGACUACCACCUCGACGAACUUUGCUACCAGUGUGUCAGUGUUGAGGAUUACCAUAACAUUUUCCACCACUAUAACUUUACGGUGAAGUUGAAGAAGGUUAACUCAGAUGAUUGGGUCGGUGCAUUGUACUUUGCAGAAGUGAAGCAGAUGUUUGGGAGAAAAUCCUAUUUCUGUUGCCGGUUGGAGCCGAAUGAAAAUGGUCAUUGCAAUGCAUGUCAAAAUCAAGGAGUGAAUGACCUGAGGCACCCAGCUACUCGUGGCUUUACUGGUGUUGGGUACGGUUCAUGGUAUCCAGAUGAAUUUUGACAAAGCUGGAAGCUGUUUAGCCAGACGGUUUCAGACGUUAUCUGUUAGCUUGUUGGAAUUUGUAUGUUGCAAUCGUCAAGGCUGUACAUUUAUGGUCCUAUUUUUAUUUUUGUUCAUAACCAGUAUUUGAUGCCUAUAGUAGGCAAUCGUUUCCUUUUGGGUUAGUUAUAUGCAUGCCAUUGUAAGUGGUUAGAUUGGGUGAAAUACCACUACUAUGUCCACCUAUUUGCAACCAUACUGGUAUAAUUCUAUCUUUAUUUGAGAUGUCAUUUUGUA